AUGGCGCAAGAAGAGGUGAACAGCUCAACAUUCCGCACUGCGCCCACUUCGUGGGCAGCGCACAAUUUUAACAUGCCGGCGCUCUCUCCGACGAUGACGGAAGGCAAUAUCGCGACGUGGCGAGUGAAGGAGGGAGAUUCAUUCUCCGCGGGAGACGUUCUGCUUGAGAUUGAAACAGACAAGGCGCAGAUGGACGUUGAGGCACAGGAUGACGGUGUUCUGGCCAAAAUAAUACAAGGAGAUGGCUCCAAAUCCGUCCAGGUUGGCACAAGGAUAGCCAUCACCGCAGAGCCCGGCGACGACCUCAGCUCGCUCGAACUCCCUCCUGAAGACAGCGCUGCGCCAAAGGAGAGCCCCGCGGCGAAGGAGGCCCCCAAGCAAUCUUCUCCCAUACCUAAAGAGGAACGGACCGCCGCAGAAGCCCCCAGACCGCCCGCGCAACCGACGAAGAAUGGCGGAGGUGGAAAAGCUCAGAAGCAGACUUACCCCCUGUAUCCUUCUGUUGAGCACCUUCUGAAAGAGAACGGCUUGAGCAAGGACGAUGCAGACAAGAUCCCCGCCACGGGACCGAAUGGUAGGCUGCUGAAAGGAGAUGUCCUCGCUUUUCUUGGCCGCAUAGAGCAGUCCUAUGCUGCCGAACAGUCUGAACGGAUAAAGAAGCUCGCUCAUCUUGACCUGUCGAACAUCAAGAUGGCUGCACCCAAACCAGCCCCAGCCAAAGAAGCAAAGGUGGUUGAAGAGACACCUGCCAUAGUUGAGGAACCGCCAGUCGCGAUAACUCUUCCGGUGUCUUUCAAGGCUGUAAUAGAAUGUCAGAAACGCGUCCAGGAAUCCCUUGGUGUCUUCUUGCCCAUCUCCACUUUUAUUGCUCGGGCUACGGAGCUUGCCAAUGAGGAUUUGCCCAAGUCGAAGACAGCUAAACCAACAGCGGAUGAACUGUUUAAUGCGGUCCUGGGCCUGGACAAGGUGGCAGGGAGGAAGUAUACUCGAGGUCAUUUCGCUCCCCAACUCACUGGCUUGAUUCCGACUCCAUCGGCGCCAACCAGACCAUCUCCUGCUCGCAAAUCGGAUAUCCUCGAUAUACUCAGUGGAAAGAAACCCACAGCAACCUCCAGGAAGGCACCUGCCAUCACAGAGCGAGUAUCUGUGGAACCUGUGAACGUUUUCACCGUUACCGUUCCAAAGGGCGAUGAACGUCAAGGCCAUGUCUUCCUUCAGCGCUUGAAGACUAUCCUGGAAGUAGAGCCGGGACGUUUGGUUGUAUGAGGGCAGUGUCUUGAUUUUCGCUUCGACGUCCAAUGUUACCCGUUGGCCGGGGUCUGCAAGGCGCAACGGAGUCCAAGUCUAGAUUCUAAUUGAUAAGUGCAUUCCCUUCAUUUCUACAUACCAUUCAACUAUCACUAGCUCUUUGACGUUU
Messenger RNA from Westerdykella ornata, 1417 nucleotides. RefSeq lists its product as uncharacterized. Gene Ontology annotation, cellular component: pyruvate dehydrogenase complex. Gene Ontology annotation, biological process: pyruvate decarboxylation to acetyl-CoA. The transcript has 4 exons. Gene Ontology annotation, molecular function: dihydrolipoyllysine-residue acetyltransferase activity. The record is from RefSeq and is a predicted model, not a curated record. Bases 1 to 1266 code for a protein of 421 amino acids. Lineage: Eukaryota; Fungi; Ascomycota; Dothideomycetes; Pleosporales; Sporormiaceae.